Molecule: messenger RNA, 1665 nt
Organism: Salvia splendens (bonfire salvia)
Lineage: Eukaryota; Viridiplantae; Streptophyta; Magnoliopsida; Lamiales; Lamiaceae
Product: receptor-like protein kinase
Exons: 7
Coding region: 1-1665 (554 amino acids)
Molecular function (GO): receptor serine/threonine kinase binding
Source: RefSeq, a predicted model, not a curated record
AUGGAGGAGUCUGUUGCAGUGCGAAAUGGUCGAAGAGUCACAGCCCUCAAUGUCUCUGGCUUUGGCUUUGGAGGCCCUAUUGUUCCAAAUCUUGGCAACUUGACAUCCCUCGAGCUUUUAGCACUUACCAACAACAACUUCACAGGGUCCAUACCCCAAGAGCUGUCCAAUUUGCGCCGUUUGAGCGUUUUUGAAGCUGGAUACAACCUUCUCAGUGGGAAGAUGCCGUCAUGGCUGGGAACCUUGACGGAGCUAGAGUAUCUUCGUCUCAAUGGAAAUGCCUUCUCUGGAAGCAUCCCGCGGUCAAUAGGUAAUAACACUAAGCUGGUGCUUCUGAACCUGGCCUACAAUUCUCUGGGUGGAGUUAUCCCACUAGAGAUUGCCAAUCUUUCAUCCUUGGAAAUGUUAGAUCUCAAAUACAAUGGCCAGAUUGUAGAUUCUAUCCCAGAUGGAAUCUUCGACCUGUCUCGAAUCGAAGCGAUUGAUCUCACAGGGGGGAUCCCACCAGGCAUACACAACCUCUCGCAAUUGCAGCUGCUCAGCCUACAAAGGGACCUUCCACUGACCCUGUGUGGUGGCACAACCAAACUUGAGCAGCUGUUUCUAGGCACCAAUCAGCUGACUGGCCGAGUUUUAGACAGAAUAUGCAACUGCAGAAGCCUAUCUGUGAUUUCAUUGCGAUACAACAACUUCACAGACAAUAUACCUAAGUGUCUUGCAAAUCUUACUGCCCUAAAUUACCUAUAUCUAGGCAAGAACAACUUCACAGGUGAGCUACCCGCUGAGCUAGGUAGCCUUAAUUUGGUGCAUAUCUUUGUCAAUGACAAUGGGUUAUCUGGCGCCAUCCCAGUCUCAAUCUUCAACAUAUCAUCAAUGAAGGGCAUGAAUUUUUCAGAGAAUCUCUUCACUGGGAAGCUUCCUUCAACAAUUGGGCUUUUACUUCCCGAUCUACAAAAGCUUUAUUUGGGCAUGAACAAACUGAGUGGACCAAUUCCAAGCUUUAUCACCAAUGCUUCUAGUCUUACUGACCUGGUCAUGACCUCCAACUCUUUUACUGGCACAAUACCCGAUUUUGGUAAUCUUAGACUCUUGCAACGCCUUCUUCUUGCAGAGAAUAAUCUAACAGGAACAUCUUUUUUGUCUUCUUUACCAAAGUGCCAAUUCUUGCAUGAUGUUGUUAGAGGGUUUGGGUGUGGAAUCAGAGGUUCCAUUCCUGCUGAAAUUGGCAACGUGACCAACUUGCGUGACUUAUAUUUGGACAGCAAUGAGCUAACAGGAUCCAUACCAAGCAUACUGGGAAAUCUGAGCCAACUCAUACGUAUAUAUCUCGAGUAUAACAAGCUUGAAGGAUAUAUCCCCCCACAGCUUUGCCAGUUAAGCCGUUUGGGGGACUUUUUGAAUGGCUCUCUUCUGUCUGAGAUAGGAAAUUUGAAGGUUAUAACGGAUUUGGACUUGUCGUGGAAUUUGUUCUCAGGCAACGUCUCUAGCUCCAUUGACAAAGCAGAGUCAUUAGUUGUGCUAUCUCUGGCACAUAACAAGCUGCAAGGGCCUAUUCCUGAAUCCAUUGGUAAAUUGAGAGGUUUGGAAUCAUUAGAUCUCUCGUUUAAUACCUUUUCCGGUUCUAUACCUAAAUCACUCGAGGGCCUUGCCUUCCUGAAGUAUUAA